UGUUGUGUGUGUGUCUGUGUGUGUGUGUGUGUGUGUGUGUGAUUUCAGUAACAGCCAUUAGGUCUGAUCAACUCAUUUACUAGAGGAGCUCUUAUUGUUCUGGUUUCUCGUGUUUUACAGUAUUACAGUUGUGUUUAUAAAUGUCAGUAAAGCUGCACUGAUGACUAAUAUAUUUACUACAGUACUUACUGCACAGAGGUGUGUGUGUGUGUGUGUGUGUGUGUGUGUGUGUGUGUGUGUGUGUGUGUGUGUGUGUGUGUGUGUGUGUGUGUGUGUGUGUGGUGUUUCUGACCACAGAGACCCUGUGUGUGUACUACAGUACCGUCACUCGCUCAGUGUUGGGCGGAUCAGCUCAUAGUCACUGUAUUGAUCUGUGCUGGAGACUCUCCUGCCUCUGCUCAGGUACACACUCACCUGUACUGUGUGUUCAGCAUCGCGUCGUGCUGCUUUUAUAUUAUUAUUUUACUGACGGAAUAAAUUUACAAUGAUCUGUUGUUUACUGUAUAAAUGUUGUGUAAUCUCUGUUGGAUCGACGCUGUACGCUGCGAUUGUAUUCCCGCGGGCUCGCGCUUUCCUCGUGCACACGCUCAGAUGCGCGCACACGCUGUAGAGGGAGAGACGCACGCGGAGACGCGAAUCAAACAUCGCGAAAGUGGAUUAAAUGUACUGUAAAACUUGUAGGAAUAAUUCCCUGUGCGCGUAAAACACAAGAGACGACCAAACUCGAGCUCCUCCAGAGACAGGCGGGAGUUUCCCCAGCUCAGCUGCAGACACACACGGUGAGUUCACUUCACCUGAGCAGCUUCAUCGGCUCUCUCCGUCUUCAAGACGCUGCUUUUGGCUUUCACUCCUUCAUUCUGAAGGCUCUGUUUGUCUUUGUGUCCUUGAGAGUUUGUUUGACUCACCUGUAGCUGCAGGUGAAGUGAGUUAAUGAAUGAUGGACGGGAACAUAAUGAACUGAGGAAAGCGCUGUUCUGUGUGCACUCAUGAACGCGCAUAUUGAUAACUCGCUUAUUGAUCGAUAUUCGGUGUUUUACCCGUGUGAGGUCAGACUCCGCGAUAUCACAGUGCAAAGUCCGGCUUCAUGAUGUCCACUCAUCCUCCACGGGCUCCUCUGAGGCUCUCAGCUCGGGUUACCUGUAAUUUCCCUCCUGCAGUGUUCAUAUGUAGGGGGCUUCAGAGAGAGAGAGAGAGAGAGACCUUCUACAGGUAACCUCAGGUGUGUUUAUUCACCGCGGAGUUUCUCUGAGUUUACUGUAGGGUCUGGAGCGGGCUGGGAUGUUGGACUGGAUGCGGUGAUCCAGCAGGUGGCGCUAGAGUUCCGCUUCUGCUCUCAUACUGAAGGGCGCGCACGUGCGUGUGUGUGUGCGUGUGCGUGUGUGUGUGUGUGUGUGUGUGUGAUGGGGAUGAGAGUGUAACUGUAGUAAUGGCUGCUGUAUCAUGAGGGUCAGUGCUAAUAUAAAUGGCGACCUGUAAGUAAAACAUUGGAGAAAUGUUCAGCACUGAAGCUGCCCUGACCGCUGAGAUGUUGGCUGAGCUCCAGCAUGCAGUUAGAUGUGUUCAAUAUGCAUGAAGUACACAUAUAUUACAUUAUAUUAUAUGUGAUAUAUCCGCUUUGUUGAGUAGUGUUGUGCCUCUUCAUCAGCUGCAUCAUCACUGCACAGGAGUACUGCUGUUUGUUCCAGAACUGACGAGAGCGUCUCAUCACAGCAAGCGGAGUACUGCAGCGGUGCGCUGAGGGAGCUGAUGUUAGGUGGAGAUGAAGCCGGCUUAUUCUGCGUCCUCAUUGGCUGAUUCUUGCGCUGGUUUUAGGCAGAAGCUCUCUUCAGUCGGACUCGUGGUUUCUGGAGCGACGCUGCAGCUCAUCAUGCCUCUGGUUCAGGAGAGUUCAGACAUCUGCAGUCCUCCCUCAGUAGGGGGCGCCGUGCUCCUCUGCGGGUUGAUCUGGAGCGGUCCACCGUGUGCUGGAGGCUCCGCAGGGUGUGUUCAUGGGGAUUCCUGAACAUUCUGCUAAAGUGCUGCCGUGAGGCUCUGAUGCUGGAGGAAGCCAGCUCUGCGGGUGGAGGUCAGGGCUCUGUGCAGGCCACUCCUCAUCCAUUGGAGAAGCAGCACAUUGAGUUCUGCAGCGCUUUACACUGUGCAGAAGCGGGUCAGGUGUACACCGAGCUGAAGCUCCAGCAGAACACACCCUGGAGAACCAGACCCAGCAGCAGAACCAGACCCAGCAGCAGAACCAGACCCAGCAGCAGAACCAGACCCAGCAGCAGCAGAGCACCAUUACAGCUGUAGGAGAGCCGUGUGUGUGUGUGUGUGUGUGUGUGUGUGUUUCACUUCCAUGAUCCCUCCACCAGUCCGGCGCAGCGGCUGACGGUCAGACAGGAAGUGCUAGCGCUGCUGGUGUGUGUGUUUAGUGAAGCUGGUCUAGUCAUGGAGUGGGAUUAUUACGUGCCCGUUCACCUGCUGGAACUGUCGUUGAUGAGUUCUCCCAGUCUGAAUGAUUCGGGUCGGUCCGAGAGAUCAGCGCUGGACGACAGGAACAACCAGCAGCAGCAGAGAGCGGGAACCAACGCCACCUGGAACAGCAUCCACAAUGCGGUGAUCUCGGUGUUCCAGCGCAGGGAUCUGGCACAGAAUGAGCUGUAUGUGCUGAAUGAAGGCGUCAGGCAGCUCCUGAAGACAGAGUUGGGCUCAUUCUUCACAGAGUAUCUGCAGAAUCAGCUGCUGACCAAGGGAAUGGUGAUUCUGAGAGAUAAGAUCCGCUUUUAUGAAGGUCAGAAGCUGUUGGAUUCUCUGGCAGAAACCUGGGAUUUCUUCUUCUGUGAUGUUCUGUCCACUCUGCAGGCCAUCUUCUACCCUGUGCAGGGUAAGGAGCCGUCGGUGCGUCAGCUGGCUCUCCUGCACUUCAGGAACAUCAUCACCCUCAACAUGAAGCUGGAGGAGGCUUUGAGCCGGCCGCGUGCACGCAUACCACCCUCCAUUACACAGAUGCUGCUGGUGCUGCAGGGUGUGCACGAGUGUAAAGGUGUGAGCGGAGAUUACCUGAAGCUGGAGGCGCUGCUGCAGAGGGUGGUGUCACCAUACCUGAGCACACACGGACUCUACUGCAGCGACGGCACGCUCACACACUGCUGCUGCGUACUGGAGAAGCGUCUGCUACUCCACCGGCCCCGCGGAAGCCCCGCUCCAGCUAAACACCCAGUGGUUCGCUCUCAGAGUUAUAACGUGCCGCUGCUGACUCCGGUGGCGGAGUACGAGUGUGAGAGCAGCACAGGGGCGAGUGUGUGUGUGCGACGUCACUCCGUCUGCCAGAUGACAUCCUGCGCGGAGGAGCCAGUUGAAGUGUGUGAGGAUGAGCUCCUCCCGGCUCCAUCUCCACCAUUACUUCCACAGCGUGGCCCCAGGGGCGCCUCCUACAGCCCGGAGCCCACAGCGGAGCAGACCCUGGAGGCCCCGGAUUCUGACAUGGAAGGAAUCUUCAUCGACUUCAAACGGUGCUCUGGCUCACCUGAGGACAGUGAGGGGGGCGAGAGUGUGGCCUGACUCACUGACCCACCCUGACCAGGAGCCCACUGUCUCUCCCUACCCCCCUUGACAACACUGUCUCCCCCUAACCCCACUGACAACACUGUCUCCCCCUAACCCCACUGACAACACUGUCUCCCCCUAACCCCACUGACAACACUGUCUCCCCCUAACCCCACUGACAACACUGUCUCCCCCUAACCCCACUGACAACACUGUCUCCCCCUAACCCCACUGACAACACUGUCUCCCCCUAACCCCACUGACAACACUGUCUCCCCCUAACCCCACUGACAACACUGUCUCCCCCUAACCCCAUUGACUCCCCCUACCCCCCCUUGACAACACUGUCUCCCCUACCCCCACUGACAACAUUGUCUCCCCCUACCCCCACUGACAACACUGUCUCCCCUACCCCCACUGACAACAUUGUCUCCCCCUACCCCCACUGACAACACUGUCUCCCCCUAACCCCAUUGACUCCCCCUACCCCCCCACUGACAACACUGUCUCCCCCUACCCCCACUGACAACAUUGUCUCCCCCUACCCCCACUGACAACACUGUCUCCCCCUAACCCCAUUGACUCCCCCUACCCCCCCACUGACAACACUGUCUCCCCCUACCCCCACUGACAACACUGUCUCCCCCUACCCCCACUGACAACAUUGACUCCCCCUACCCCCACUGACAACAUUGUCUCCCCCUACCCCCACUGACAACACUGUCUCCCCCUAACCCCAUUGACUCCCCCUACCCCCCCUUGACAACACUGUCUCCCCCUACCCCCAGUGAAAACAUUGUCUCCCCCUACCCCCAUUGACUGAACCCCACUGUCCCCAUUGAUCCCUAGAGCCUCACUGACCAAUCUCAUUCCAACUGUCCUCCCACCCCCGCUGACACCCCCACACCCCGAAUGAUCCUCCUUACCCCAACUGAACCCCUGAAGACCCAUUGACCCUCCCACCUUUUCUAGACCCACUAGCCCCUGCUGACACCACUAACCCCUGAGAGCGCCCCCUAGACUGCACUGCCUGUCCCUCAGGGCUCCUGGUGUCAUUUUUGCACAGAGUCUGAUUGAACACACUGAAGUAUCUGAGCGCAGAACUGCAGCAUCCUCCUCAGAUGAUGAACACUCCUCAUUGGCUGUUGUAGCGGGUUUAGAUUGAGUUAUUUUCCUCUGGUAUUACUGCGGCUGAAUUAUUUUACUGUGGUAUUACUGCGGCUGGAUGGCAGUAAAUGCAGAACAGCACACAGCGGCACACUGAUCAGGGAGGGGGGAGGGAGGGGGGGGGGUCUGUGAUUACAUCUCCUGUUUCAGAAGAGUGACGUCAAGUGUUGCCCAACUGAAUUGGGGGUAUGUUGAGGUACGGUUAACUGUCAUCCAAUCAGAUCGCUUUAUGCAAAUACUAGUACAGGAGCUAGCCAAUCACAUUUGAGCAGCAGCAGAGAGUAGCAGCAUGGUAAUCUCCUGACCAGCCUUUAUGUACAUCUGUACACACCGCUGCUGCUGCUGCACCCGUGUGUGUCGCGGUCCAGGCCGGACGUGAUUGGCUGUCAUCACUAUGGUGACGGUGUCAGUAAUGACACACACACACAGGAGAGCAGCAGAGGCGAGUGUGUGGCUGUGCUGGGAGACGCCGCUGACACCACUGCUCUGGAGGAACACACACACACACACACACACACACACACACCACUCGUCACACAUCAGGACUGCUCAAACACAUGACGAGUCUUCAUCAUCAUCAUCAUCAGAGGAAUGCGAGACUGUGAUGUGUGUGUGUGUGUGUGUGUGUGUGACUGACCUGCGCUGCUGUAGAGCUGAUGUCCAGCGUGAUCACUGCUCUCCUCUACUGAUGUGCAGAGAUGAACACUCAUGAGGAAAUAAAGCAAACCCUGACACAGAGGAGCUGAA
Molecule: messenger RNA, 5439 nt
Organism: Danio rerio (zebrafish)
Lineage: Eukaryota; Metazoa; Chordata; Actinopteri; Cypriniformes; Danionidae
Source: RefSeq, a predicted model, not a curated record